AUGUCCUUUUCCCAAUCCUCUGACGAUAUCCGUAUCGAAUUCGAAGACGACGCAACCGUCCUCUACGCCGUGGCCGCUGACGCUGAGGGCAACCCGUGUGACGCCCGGAUCGUUCUUGAUGACGAGAUCGGAAAUUCUGACGGCUGGUUCACCCGCUCCGAUAGCAGAUUUACUGAAUCGUCUCAGGAAAUCCGGCUAGAUUUCCGUGAGGAUGGCGUUUGGUUAGUUGGGCAUUUACCUUGUGCCGAUGGGAGCUACCGCGAGGACCAGGGGAUUAACCUAGACAAACAUAUUGGGAAUAACAACGGCGAGCUCAUUUGGAUUCCCAUUGACUGCGUGGAGGAAUAA
Aspergillus chevalieri is the source of this 348-nucleotide messenger RNA. RefSeq names its product CVNH domain-containing protein. NCBI's taxonomy places the organism in Eukaryota, Fungi, Ascomycota, Eurotiomycetes, Eurotiales, Aspergillaceae. The record is from RefSeq and is a predicted model, not a curated record. Bases 1 to 348 code for a protein of 115 amino acids. The transcript has 3 exons.